AUGCGAUGUCCAAAGUACGACACGCAAUUGUCGAAAUCUGGGGAAAGUAAACCAAGAUAAUUACUUUGAAAAUAGCAUAAAAAGAACUUUCCACCAAUUGCUAAUGUUUUGAUGUUCUUAUAACAUAUCAGGUUACCAUGACAACACCAGGUUGUAAUGGUACAAUGGAAUUCUAAUAUAGUUAGAGAAAUGAUCACAGUUUGUUGAGAAACAAUUGGGAACUUUUCAUGUUAAUUUUUAAGGGAUAAAACAAAAAAGUCCAGAGGCUAAGAUCCAUCAAUUAAAUUAUUUUUCCAAAACAUCAAAACGAUUUUGAGCCACCUUAAGGUAGCCGUUUAGUUGUCGGAUAAAGUCACGUGUUUGUCAUGACGGUCACGAGAUUGAUAUAUUGACCAAGAUGAAAAGUAAUCGGCGAAGUCUGACGUCAACUGAUACUAAGCGCUUCUUGUUGUAAGGAAGGGAAAUCGUUGAACGCUAUUGACGAUCAGAAGGCUUCUGCUGCAACUACUGUAAAGAAAAAGAAAAAGAAAAAGAAGAAGAAGAAUAAAAGGACGGAGAAGGCAGAUGGCAAUGACGAGAGGAUUAACCAAGCAGUGAGUGGCUUAGAUGUUAGUGACCUUUACAAUAACGACUUCAUCCAGGAUUCGGAGCCAGGCGCCAUAAGCUUACAGAAUCUCCAACGACAUCUUUGACAUAUGGCUUAUCUGAGGUUUCUUAUGGUUUGUAGGUAGCCACUGAAGAAGGUCUGAAAGUAACUUUACCAGAAGAGAAGCCUUUGCCUCAUAGUGCUACAAAAGACGAUGAAGAAGCACCACACAGUAAGUUAUCCAUCCAAAUACUGCCGGAUGAUGUAUCAAUUUCGAUCUCUGAAUCCUUUCGUUUAUUUCCACGCAAACUAUGUUAGUUUAAUAGUGACAGAAUGAUUUCUUUAUUUCGGUUAGUUCCUUUUUCAGGGGAUAGUGAUGUCGACCAGAACACUUCUACUUCAAAAAGUGAAAAGAAAAAUAUAAGCCCGGAGAAGGCAGAUAGCAACGACGAGAGGAUUAACCGAACAGUGAGUGGCUUGGAUGUAAGUGACGUUAAUGAGUUAAAUUAACAGCACUAAGUAUCAGAGAAAGUCAGUCUAUUAUAUAUAGUUCACGGUCCAUUUAUGUCUGGCGAACAAAGAUUUCCAUGUUGUUCUAGUGGUUGUUUACAUCUAGUAUCUCCUCGGCCUUUGUAGUUCGCUGGUACCCAUUUAUAUCGUUCCUCGAUGUAAUGAUGUAACUUCCUUUCAAAAACCACUCCUUAGCAACUUCAUCCAGAGCUCGAACUAAUAUUUUUAUUUGGAACCCGAGCCAGGCGCUAUCAAACUAAGGAGUCUUCAACGGAAUUUUGAUAUAUGGCUUAUCUGAUAACUACUUUGUUUUGUAGGUUGCUAGUGAAGAAGGUCUAAAAAUACCUUUGCCAGAAAGAAAGCCUUCGCUAUCAAAUGUUACAAAAGACGAUGAAGCACCACACAGUGAGUUAUCCAUCUGAACACUUUCGCAUGAAGUGUCCAUUCCGAUUCCUAAAUCCUUGUGUAUUUCCAAGAAAAUAAUAUUAAUCGCACAAUGAGAAAAUAAUGUUUUAGUUUAACAAUGUAACAAGGCUUUUAAGCAGAGCUUUUCGUUAAUAGUUUGCUCCUUUUCAGGAGGUAGUGAUGCAGAUGAGUUUUCCGAUAACAAGGACCAAGUUGCUUGGACUUUAAGUGAUCGAGUCGAAGAUUGGAACCCAGAACAAAGUACGCAUUAUACAUAAUGUCGGUAUCGAUAAUUCAAUCGACCUUGAUUAUCUCUGUUACAACAGUGAAAUGCUCUCUCGUCUUGACUUGAAUUAAAUCCAUAGGGGAGACUUCAAUCGUUUUGAACUUCGGGCAUGAGAAUCGGUAAAUAUCACCUAGGGAAUAUCACCGGAUAUUCCUUAAACUCCGCAUAACACUUACUUCCUUUCAAAACGGGCGUCAUGAGCUGUACAACGCUGGAACCUGAUAUCCUAUCCGGUUUUCUGCUUGCUCACCAUGCAUGAUCACAAUCUGUAACCAGUUGCCUAAUCUCGCUGCGAAUUGAGCCUCGGUUUCACCAUCGCGUUGUUCCAUACUUCACCGGAAGAUGUGGUGCUGACAAGUCGAAUUUAUCUUCGGAAUGAAGCUACCAUUUAGGGCUUUCACUUCUUUGUCGUAAUCUUUGAUUUCACCUGUAUAUGUGGCGGUCAACGUUUCGAAUGUUUCUUGAACUUCUUCACCGGCAGAUGGAAGAGGUAAAGCUCCCCUUAGGACUUUGUUGUCAUCUUUUCAUUCGACGAUAAUCAGGCCCUUGCUGUCUGCAUACAAGGAAGAACUCUUCAUCUAUUGCUACUAUUGUCUUCUAACGUUCAAAGACUCACCUUGAAGAUUAAUUGGUUCAUUAACUGCAGUAGAUAGGUCAUCGACUUAAUUGUCGCCAUAACUCAGUUAACAGAGAUUUUAGCAAAAUCGUCUUCGCCAAAUGUCGUAUUCCAACGCCGAAUUCAAACCGAUGGAAUGGGAUUGUUACACGCAGAGAGCACACACUCGAAUCAUAUCCGUCGUACUUUCUAAAGCAUGUCGCACCUAAAUCGUUGAUAUAAGCCAUACCUUAGUGUACUUCACAAACACGAUAGUAAUGAUAAUUCAAUCGACUUUGUUUAUCUCCUUCUUAAUUGUUUCAAGUGUUUGUUACAGCAUGUUUCUGUUGUAAUCUCUAAAUUCAUGUCAUGCUCAUAUCCUUUACAACAUGUCAGAGGAUGAAAGUUUCAGUGAAAACUGAUACCACUGUGGAGUUGAUAUCAACAUACAGAAAAAAAGUCCGAUAUAUUGGAAGGCUCGAAAAGUCUCUUUCUGCCCUCCUUUCUUCUAUUUCUUCUUCUAGUCAACAAAGGAGUGAUCCAAAUUUGUUUCGAAAAUAAUUUUGAAAAGAAAGGGGUUCUGGUAGAUAACCGAAACUAAGUCCAAAUUUGCAUAUCAUAUUUCGUUUUACGUGAAUAAAUGAAUGCUAGUUCCUUUCUAAUAACAUUUUCUCCCGAAUAUUUUAAAAUUUGUUUGUUUGUUUGUUUUUUCUUCUUUUAGGCAUUUUCGCUGAAGACGAGGCCUCUUCUACAGGCCACGAGACUGAUUGGUUUGAUUCAAGCAGUUCACACGUUAACUGGUUUUUUGAUAAUGAAUCAGGUAAGAGUGCUUAAAAAUACAGAACUUACAGUCUAUUAAAACAAGGGAAUAUAACCGAAUGUUCUCUAAACUCCCCAUAAAAUUUAUAAUUCCUUUCGAAAUGGGCGUCGUGUGUUUUGAAACGCCAGAGGACUGCAUCUUUGAGCUAAUCGGGUUUUUCCGCCGUCACAAUCCUUGAUUCUGUCUUUCUUUGGUCUUCCGAUCUUUCAAAUUAACUUUAUCCACAAAGGCAGAGACACCAUGCUGCUUAAACUAUAUAGCCUUAACCUCGCUAUCAAAUGUUACCAAAGACGAUGAAGAAGAACCACACAGUGAGUUUUCCAUCUGAACACUGUCGGAUGAUGUGUCCAUUUCGGUUCCUAAAUCCUUGUGUAUUUCCAAGAAAGUAAUGUUUGAGUUUAAUAUUUUAACGAGGCUUUUAAGCAUAGCUUUUCGUUAUUGGUUUACUCCUUUUCAGGAGGUAGUGAUGAAGAUGGCUUAACCAAUAACAAGGAUCAAGUCGCUUGGACUUUGUGUGAUCGAGUGGAAGACUGGAACCCAGAACAAAGUACGUAAUAUACAUAAUGCUGGAAAAGAUAAUUUAAUCGACCUUGUUUAUCUCUGUAACAACAGUAAAACGCUCUCUCAUCUUGAAUUAAGUCUAAAGGGGAAACUUAAAUCGUAUUGGACUUCAGGUUUGAAAAUUGGGAAAUAUCACAAAGGGAAUAUCACUGGAUAUUCCUUAAACUCCACAUAACACUUCCUUUCAAAAUGGGCGUCAUGUGCUGUUGACUGAGGAUGUGUUUUGAAACGGCAGACUGUAUCUUUACCUCGCUGCUUACUACGAACUAGGUACACACCAUAUCUUUCACCUGCCGUACGCUCAACGGCGAUUGAGCACUCUCAUGGUUAGAGCUGUCAAAUGUAAGAGCUCCAAAGUGAGGUUUUCUCCUUUUUCAAGUUAUUUUCUCCUCAGAUCUUGUGCAUUGCAACCUGAUCUCCUAUCUGGUUUUCUGCUUGGUCACCUUGAUCACAAUCUCUAACCACUUGCCUUAAUCUCGUUGCGAAUUGAGCCACGGUUUCAUGCACCAUCGCGUUUUUCCAUACUUCGGAAGAUGUGGUACUGACAAGUCGAUUUCAUCUUCUAUCUCAUCUUCUAUAGGAUGGUCAACAAAAGAGUAAUCCAAAUUUGUUUCGAAAAUAAUACUGAAAUGAAAGAGCCUCGGGUAUAUAAAAUAAUUCACUGAAACUAAGCUUCGUUUACAAUGUCGAAAUUUGCAUUUCAUAUUUUCUUUCACGUGAAUAAAUUAAUACCAGUUCCUUUGUAAUAAUAUUUUCUCCCGAAUAUUUUUAAUUUUCUUUUUUUUUUUCCUCUUUUAGGUAUUUUCGCUGAGGACGAGGCCUCUUAUUCAGACUACGAGAUCGAUUGGUUCGAUCCAGGCAGUUCACACUUUGCCUUAUCAUCUGAUCAUGAAUCACGUACGAGUGCUUUGCAUAGCUUUUCGUCAAUUAAAACAAGGGAAUAUAACCGAAUGUUCCCUAAACUCCCCACAAAAUUUAUAGUUCCUUUCAAAAUGGGCGUCGUAUGUUUUGAAACGCCAGAGGACUGCAUAUUUGAGCUAAUCGGAUUUUUCCACCGUCAUAAAACAUCAAAACUAACUUUAUCCACAAAGGCAGGAACUUUAUCGUGUGAUAAAUGAUGAAUAAUUCAUCAUUCUAGUGCUUAAUCCCGAUGAAUGACCACCUCCGUUCCUGAUGAUGCUAGCUUUAUAAUUCUUACUUUUAAUUUAACAUUAUUUUGUUCAUUAAAAUAUUGCCCCAAUGUUCACCAAGUUUGCAUCGCAUUUUUAAAAGUAAAACAUUUUGAUUGCAGAUGAAAUGGCAUUUAAUGAGCAUCCCAUGCUAAGCUUAGAUCAAGGAAUGGUAAGUACAUUUCGAGUUAAAGAUUCCAGUACUAUAGUGUUUUCUUAUACAUAAGACUUGAAGAAUCUGAGUGGUCGAGUGCAUUCAAUCAACGUAUAAUACUAUGUGAGGUUGACAUGGUAACCCAAUCAUCGCGCAGAAUGCCUAUUGUUCUCAAGACAUUUACUUGCAGUAGCGAAAAAAUUAUAGAUUCAUAAUAUCAGCGGCGAAAGGUAUUCCGGAGAGCUUUGAUUGGUCAAAGAUUAUGCGCUCAUUCCUCCUCAGGGAAUAUUGCUUGAGCUCAUUAACUUGUCAAGGCGGAGCUACGAAACAAUAGCUUAGAAAGUUAUUGUUUAUGCUAUUGUUAGAAGAAUAUCACACAUUAUGUGCGGGUUAUAACCUGGAAUAGCGUUCGAUUUUGAGACCGUUCGUUACAUAUUCAUCUAUUUCUUCAUCUUACUCAACAAACACUUUGGUUCUAUCACUACCCAUUUAGGAUUUGAUUUUCAUCGGAUAAAUCCACCUGCACAAUUUUUCUACAAUAGAAAGGACGUUAUUAGGUCUGUAAGUCACUUUGACACUUGUUUCUUCGAAACGAAAUAAAAGUCACACACGAGGCAGCCAGUAAAAGAGAGCAACUCGCGUGCCCUCAGUCUUCUCGUCGCGUUUAAGCAGAACAGCUACAGGCUGGUUGGUUCCCGUACGGAUUCUCUUUGUCUGCGUCUCACAAACCUUUAGUUUGCCUUUUUCCUUUGGGGAGAAAACGACUGCUACACAGGGUAGCAAAAAAAUAUUGUCUUACGCUAGACACGAUCUACUUCUGUCCACGCGCUUUAUAUGCAUUUGUAUUCUUUUAUCUUUACUUAGCAAAGCUGAAGUUUUCAUUGCCACACUUGUCCAAUACACCCAGUCUGACUCGAUUCAUCCUUGUUAGUUGACGAAUCGACUUAACACACACUUAAGCGUUAAAUGGGAUAAUAUACAUUCUGAUGAAUCGACACGAUUCGCACGAGUCGCCUCGACGCGUUUUUCAUUAAAUCGGUGUCGAUUCGCAUUCUUCCGUGGCCGACUUCGUAGUAGAACCCAGAAAAAAAUGAAGAAACAUUUUCUUUUAAAUCUUCCCUUAAAUGUUCCCUACCAAUAUCUAUCUCGAAAAAUAUAAUAAAAAAGAUAGGUCACCGUGCUUGUUUAGGAGAUAUAAUGGGCCAAACUUACCCUAUCUAUGCCAGUACUGGCACUAAUCAAAACUAUCACAAAAUUCCCGAACUUGAUUGGUUCUAACUAGCCCGAUUUGAGCACUUAUAGGGCAGUGUACGCGUCAUGCUUGUAAUUGGACAGUGUAAUAGGACAGGUAAAGGGACAGUUCACACGUCAUGUGUGUGUAUAAGAGGACCAGAACGCGUCAUAUGUGCACGCUGUUGUCUCGCAUUCGCUGAGUUAACUGGUUUUUUUUUUUAUGAAAACGUAUAACCGAUGUCUAGUUUCUUUCUCAAUUUUUUCAUAGUUUUGAUUAACAGGUAACAGGAAUCGUGUCGUCUAAUUAUGUCUAGAAUCAUACUCGUGAUUGACAAAUCGGACUCACGUUUGGCGAUUGUCCGAUUUUGUUUUAAAGUCACUCGUAUGAUUACAGACCGAAUUGGACUCCACUCGGUCCUAUUACUAUUAUUAAUCACGCACAUCAUUUCAUCGCUUCACGGUACAUUUUGCUGGAAGCAUGGGUUUUUAAGUAACACUAGAACAAAACUUGAUAGAUGGUAACGACAUCGACUCAAAACGUUCCUCGAGUCGUUCCUUUCAAGGUCAUAAUUUGCAUCCUCGAGUAACAGGCUUCAUGCACGCUUUUAGCUCUAUCUACUUUUCCUUUCAAAUAAAUAUGUUUUUAUUUCCCCGAUUUAAAGGGGAUGAUUUGUUCACCAAAAUUAUGCAAUAAAAAAUAUAGGUCUCCGUGCUCGUUCAAGAGCUUAAGACCAUAGUACCUUUUAACCUGAUCCCUGGAUUAAAAAACACUACCGUAUUCUUAGAAUGCGCGCGCUCUCAUUACCCUGAUUAUGCAGUUCGAAACUGAAUCACCUUAAUAUCGAUGUUUUUCAUCACAAAGUGGACUUGGCGUGCCCGCUUUUCGGCCUUAGGAGGUUCCCAUGAUUGGGAUCCACGGACAAAUCAGAUCAGGGGAGCAAACGUUUCCUGUGCAGAAAAGAAACAGCUUGAAUGUCUGCUGGUCUCCGAUAUAGGUUUCUUUAAAAAACGGCAGCCUCAUUUCUGAAGGCCACAUCUUUAAAGGAAAGAAGGUAUCUCCAUUCGUGUAAUUCGAGUCAAAUCGAGUGGAAUUCGAAAAAAUCUUGUAUCUUGUAUCUUGCAAAUCGACUUCCGAACCGCUAAGGCUGAGGCAGAUAACUCCCAUCGAGGCCUUGAUUAUUCUUGAUAUCACAAAAACCGAAUCUUAUAAUUGUUUUGUUAUACCUUGAGCGAAAAAAUGAUCACGACAACAAGUGGAACUGAUAAUUUAUUUCUAAACCUGUAAAAAUAUGCAAAUCAGCAACCAACACAAAACUCGCUAACUUGACAUGAUUAGGUCAUUCAUGAAAUGACCGUCACCUCGAGUGUCCUUGACGUGAUUAUUGUAUAAUCUGCAGCUAGAAGACGUCCCAGACGCGAAAAAUUGAAAAUUCGGUGUACGCUUUCGACCAAUCGUAAAAGAGAUAGUGAACUGAAUGCUAUCAUCCUCAACCUUCGGCUUCGGCAGAUAACUCAGACCUCGGCAUUCAUAGUCCAUGAUAUCAUGAUCAACCUCAUCCAAUAAUUGCUUAAUCAUAGCUUAAUCCCUGAUGAUGCAUAGAAUGAUAAUGCACGGGAUGGAAGUUUCUUAAGUGUCGCAUUACACUUAACGAAAUUCGAAAUUGUCAGUGUCUUUGUAGAAAAACUACGCAAGAGAAUAGUAAGCUGGCGAUAAUACUGCUCCCAAGAAACUUCUCGGAUACUCGGAAUGGUAGUAAAGGAGGUUAAACAAGAUUUAUUUAACAAAAAAAGGAGCCGAGUAGGUCUUUCAUUGUUCUUGAGAUAUUCGUCCAUAGUCUGUUUGAGGCAUAUACGAAUAACACAAUGUUACAAAACAAGAGCGCCAUAAUUGAUAUCGUUUUCAUCAAUGCGUUUUUAUUAAAGUCUCUUAUCGUUUGUUUCAAUCUUUACCAGGACACCAGUGGUGAAUUCCUCGUUAUUCUUGAUGAAUUGUUGCUAGACAUCUUCAAAGAAUCCGGUGAAGAGUUUAUGGAUGUCCAACUUUUGGAAAAAGAGGUUUUGAACAGGACAGGUUGCGAUUUUAAUACCUUACGUGAUAUUGUAAAAGAACCAGAGCUGGGAUCACACGGUGUGGAGGAUUUUAUUUUGAACGACUCCAAGUUUUUUGAGCUAGUGUGGCGUGCCCCACGGCGUGCAAUGGUGCGUCCCAACUUUACUUUCUCCCCUCAUAAGCCAGGUGAAGGAAUAGAUCUUGACCUCUCGCACUAUAACAUCUCUUCGUGUCGCGACUUCGUUGACGUGUGCUUAAAGGCAAGGAAUGCUCGUUCCAUUGUCCUCUCAUAUUGUACCAUAGGGAACGAAACUUGGCCUUUUGGAGUUCUAGAUCUUCUACUUUGGUUUUGUCCUCUUCUUAAGGAGGUAGAUCUCACGGGAUGUGAGUGUCUGCGCAGGUCCAAUUUUAUCGAGAGCCCGCGUCAUUGCAGAGUAAUUGACUACUUAAAUCCUUCGUAUAUUUUAAAUUCCGAUAAUGCUGUUGAGAAAAUUCGUAGCAUGCUCAGUCAUGAUCAUUUAUCAGUUUCAUUGCCUUCAAAUGGCUGGACUCUCCUUCACAGUGCAGUUCUGCUCGGAAGCCUAGAGUUGGUAAAAUUGUGCUUUGCACAUUACGAAUUUAUUGGUGACAAUAUCUACCUCGAAAGCGUACAUUUUCAAACGUCGCUAGAGCUUGCCAUUGCUCUCCACCGCUGCGAUAUUCUGGAGCUCUUCAAAGAGAAAAUCCACCUAUUCAAUAACAUGACUCCAUCGCUGUUCCUCAACCUCUGUUUUUUGCCACAACACGGUAUCAGAGGUUUUGACCACCCCUUGGAAAUCUUAACUUCGGACAAAGAUGCAUUGAGAAUGACUAGGAAUUUACACGUCAGUCAGGACUGCAGUCUAACAAGACUUUUGCAGACAUGUUUGAGGGAAUUAGACAUUGAAUUUAAAAAAGAAAUUUUAGAAACCCUUAUGAGGCACCUGGAAGAAUUUACGGGACCAGAUUCUCAUCCAGUCAUUCCCUGCUGCAAUGAUGAAGAAGUUUGUGAAGCAGUAAAGAUUUUGUUGAAAGAAAGUGGAUGUUCUGUUAACGGGAAAGUAGAAGGAUUUCCAUACCUCAUGCUUUCCAUGCCAAAUCUGCAACUUGCAAAAUUUUUUAUUCAGGAAGGAGUCCAAGUGGACGUAAAAGAUCAGCAUGGACAUACGUGUCUUUUUCACGCUGUAGAAAAAGCGAUAAUGAGUGACUCACUUGAGAGAUGGUGCAAGUUUAUCACUUUCUUGCUUCAAAACAAAGCAAACCCUAAUGAAAGAGACAACGUAAGUGAGACUCCCCUUUUGUACAGUUUGUCCUUCCGAUGUUCCCUGUGUUGUUUUAACUCCAGCAGUUGGCCUGAUGCUCCUCAUCCAGCAUAUAGCAAUGAUUCCGGGACUCGAGUUGUAAAAAUCUGGAGUCUUCUUUUGAAGGCUAAAGCAAGACCUAACGUCAAAGACGAAAAGGACAGGUCUCUUUUGCAUGUUCUCCUAUCCCUUUUACAAACUGGCCGUUUAGAAUCAUCCGAGGGGCUUGAGAUAGUUUGCGAUGGCAUUGCCAUCUUGCAAGAGUAUGGACUGGAAAUAAAUUCCAGGGAUACUGAAGGGAACACAGUUUUACAUUUGUGGGCAAGCCUGAUUCACGCACCAAUCAGCGAUGAAACAAUUAAAAUUGGGUCCGAAAUCGUCUCCCAUGGUGGAGCCGUCAAUUCAAGAAACGACAAAGGAGAUACGCCUUUCCACAUACUAAUGACGAACCCUUUUGUGCAAGAAGACUUGUUUGAACCAGAAUUGUGGAGCAGAAUUCUAGCCCUUGGAAUGAAUCCUUGGAUUGCAAACUGUGAUGGGAAGUGCUCCUUUGAAGUCCUUUUAGAAAACGAAUCUUUUGGAAGUGUAUUCACUCUCCUGACGGCAAUUUUCGAAGACGAUCAAAAUCGAGACAUGGCUGAGUCUGUCAAGCGUUAUAGAAAUCAGAGUGGAGACUACCUACUUCAUAUGUUAUGCGUUAUUAAUAAUGAAAGUGUCAUAGAAAUCUGUGACUAUUUGCUUGGCCAUGGAUGUGAGGUUAAUGCGCAAAACGAGUGCGGACAAACACCUCUGCAUUUGCUAUGCAACAAAAUAAGUGAGACGGACUCCUCGCUUUCCCAACAAAGAAUCAAUUUCAUUCGACUUCUUGAAAGGUACAGUGCUGACAAGACUCUCUCUGAUAUUUAUGGGAAUGCUUGCAAGGACAUGUUAUCUAAAUUCCAUAACUUUAAGAUUCGCAAAGAAAUUAAAUGGAAUCCUGAAUCCAUCGUUCAUAAAGCCAAACUGUCUGAGGUUGUGCAUGGUAAGAAUUCUCAACAAGUUGAAAAUUACCACUAUCAUACGGAGUCAAUAGGAGAAGGUACAUUUUCCUGUGUGUUUCCUGCCAUCAACAAAAUGGAUGGCCGAGAGGUAGCAUUAAAACGCCUGGAGAAAGCGAGAUUAGCGAAUAAGGGAAAUGUGCUUGAGAGAGAAGUCAAGUGCCUCUUAAAAUUGUCAAGUUGCCCGUAUGUUGUUAAUUACAUCGCUUGCACAAGAGAUUCCAACUUUGAGUACAUAGUUUUAGAGCUGAUGGAGGGUACUUUAGACAAAUAUCUCAGUUGCACUGAAGAAUGCAGUCAGGCCUCCACAAUCUGCUCACAGAUUGCCCUUGGUAUGCAGUUUUUGCAUCAGAGCAAUGUCCUCCAUCGAGAUCUGAAACCUCAAAACACUUUGUAUCGAACCAAACCACAUCUUACCGUAAAAAUCAGCGAUUUUGGACUCAGUAAAUUCCUGCAGCAAGCUAGUGAUGGCAGUAAGUCUGUAAUGCACUCAAAGGCGGGAACGCGUUGUUGGAUGGCCCCUGAGCUAUUGGCACAGAUCCAUGAAGAGCACAGUAAAGCCACCGAUAUUUACAGCUGUGGUCUUCUUUUCCAUUAUGUCAUGUCGGGAAAGAAGCAUCCUUUUAACGGCUCUGGGGGGUCAAUCAAGUCAAAUUAUCACGAAAUAGAGGAAAACAUCAAAAGGAACAAAAUGUUUCUCUUCUCCCGUCUUUCGUCGGAGGCUGUCUAUCUCGUAACGGAAAUGCUUUCUAUAGAUCGAGAAACACGACCAGCAGCAUCUUCUUUGCAUAAUAUUCCUUAUUUCUGGGAUAAUCAUAGGAAACUGGAGUUUCUCAAAUCAAUAGGAAACCAAAAUGAAUUUCAAGUGCCGAGAUCAUGCAGACACAGCUUCAGUGGAGUGGAACUGAAAUUAGAAUCAUCUUGGUCACAUCAGUCUGGUGUGACCCCCUGGCAUGAUAAGAUCAAACAUGUUUAUAAUGAUGUUAUAACCAGAUAUCCCGACCGAAAAUACGACACUGAAUCAGCUGUUGAGCUUACACGAUUUAUUCGAAAUUCGCAUAUUCACGUCUAUAAACUCUCAAAGAGAAGCCGAAGAGAUCUUUUGGAGAAUUUUAUAAUUCUCGAGCACUUUCCAUUUCUAGUAACCGAAAUUUAUAAAGCUGUAAAAGAUUAUGAUACGUGGACAAAAAGGAAAGACCUGAUGCACUUUUUCUGGAAAUAA
Pocillopora meandrina is the source of this 11947-nucleotide messenger RNA. The record is from the annotation of a GenBank genome assembly. Lineage: Eukaryota; Metazoa; Cnidaria; Anthozoa; Scleractinia; Pocilloporidae.